Molecule: messenger RNA, 6578 nt
Organism: Ctenopharyngodon idella (grass carp)
Lineage: Eukaryota; Metazoa; Chordata; Actinopteri; Cypriniformes; Xenocyprididae
Gene: zmiz1a
Product: zinc finger, MIZ-type containing 1a
Exons: 26
Coding region: 415-3657 (1080 amino acids)
Biological process (GO): regulation of transcription by RNA polymerase II; protein sumoylation
Molecular function (GO): SUMO ligase activity; zinc ion binding
Source: RefSeq, a predicted model, not a curated record
UUGAUUCAGACAGUCACACUAACGAAACGCCGUGCGCUUUUCUCUCAGUGUUUGUGAAGUGUGAGGGGAGAAAACAGAUCGCAACUUCAAAUCCAGGAGAUUUUCGGCGCCGUGCUGUGAUUGGACCUAAAAAAGAAAGUCAUACAGGUUUGGAAAGACAUGAGGGUGCAGUGGACCCUAGUGUGGACAGGAGAUCACGGAGGGACCUUCCCCACGGACUAUAUGAAGGGAAGGGAGGGGAGGGGGAGGGGGGCUGCUGACGUUACUCCCAGCUUGAAGAACACACAGAUCACUUCUAUGAUUGAUGAAGAUAUGUGAGUGAAUUUGCCAAACACUGAACAAAGAAAUCUACUGCAUCCUCCGAGAGAAGAACUUUAAUGGCUUCCAGGUAGAGAGGAAGAGGCAGCAGUCAAGAUGAACUCGAUUCCUUCGAUGGACAGGCACAUACAGCAGACCAAUGACAGGCUGCUGUGCAUCAAACAGCACUUACAGAAUCCGGCCAAUUUUCAGACGGCGGCCACAGAGCUGCUGGACUGGUGCGGAGACCCACGAGCCUUCCAGCGGCCCUUUGAGCAAAGCCUUAUGGGAUGCUUGACGGUCGUAAGCCGCGUGGCAGCGCAGCAGGGUUUCGACCUGGACCUCGGCUAUCGGCUCCUGGCCGUGUGUGCGGCAAACCGCGACAAGUUCACUCCAAAGUCGGCAGAAACCACCACCUGCAGGAGAUGUCAGAGUGACACAGCACUCCUGUCGUCCUGGUGCGAGGAGCUUGGACGGCUACUCUUGUUGCGACAUCAAAAAAAUCGUCAGAGUGAUCCACAGGGCAAAGUACCCUUGCAGCCGCCAAUGAACUCUAUGAAGCCCUCGCUCUCACAUGGUGAUGGGUCCUUUCCAUAUGACAGCGUUCCCUGGCAACAAAACACUAACCAGGCCCCGGGUUCGCUGUCAGUGGUUACAACGGUGUGGGGAGUUACCAAUACGUCACAAAGUCAGGUAUUGGGUAACCCCAUGGCCAAUACCAACAAUCCCAUGAACCCUGGAGGCAAUGCACUAGGGUCGGGUAUGUCAGCCAACAACCCAGGGAUUAACUCACCUCAGUUCCCUGGCCAACAACAACAAUUUUCAGCCAAAGGGGGAUCCAACCAGGCCUACAUGCAGCAAAGCAUGUAUGGACGUCCAGGGCACCCGGGAGGAGGCGGCUUUGGUGCAAGUUACCCGGGCGGGCCAAAUGCGCCAGGUGGUAUAGGCAUGCCACCUCAUACACGACCACCUUCGGAUUUCACCCAACCUGCUGCCGCCGCCGCCGCCGCUGCUGUCGCUGCUGCGGCCGCCACAGCAACAGCCACUGCCACAGCAACCGUAGCUGCCCUGCAAGAGACCAACAAAGACAUGAACCAGUACAACCAGGUCUGCUCCUCUUUCCAGAUGGGGCCGACGCAAGGCUACAACAGCCAGUUCAUGAACCAGCCAGGGCCCCGCGGCCCCCCGUCCAUGGCAGGAGGCAUGAACCCAGCUGGUAUGGGUGGUGGCAUGAAUAGCUCCAACAUGAGUGGCCCGCCAAUGGGUAUGAACCAGCCCAGAGGCCCAGGGAUGGGACCCUUCGGUGGCCAUGGGCAAAGGAUGCCCCAACAGGGUUACCCUGGACCCAGACCUCAGUCUAUGCCCAUGCAGGGCAAUAAGAGGCCCUAUCCAGGAGAGCCUAAUUAUGGAGGCCAGCAGUUUGGACCCAAUGGCCAGUUUCCCAACCAGCAAGGGCAGUACCCUAACCCAAAUGCUUCUAGAGCUCUUCCAUCACCCAAUUACCCUGGGCAGAGGAUGCCAGGACAACAGAGCUCUGGUCAGUACCCCCCAACAGGGGUAGCCAUGGGCCAAUACUAUAAGCAAGAGCCGUUUAAUGGUCAGAACACCAAUUUCUCUGGAGGUGGUUAUGGGUAUAAUCAAGGAAAUGGGCCUCCUCGGCAGGUGGUGAACUAUCCACACUCCCCGGUUCCUGGGAACCCCACGCCACCCAUGACUCCAGGAAGUAGUAUCCCUCCAUAUUUGUCGCCUAAUCAGGAUGUCAAGCCCCCGUUUCCUCCAGACAUGAAGCCAAGCAUGACGUCUCUGCCUCCGCCUCCAACCAACCCCAAUGAGGAGCUUCGCCUGACGUUCCCCGUGAGGGAUGGAGUGGUGCUGGAGCCCUUCAGAUUAGAGCACAACCUGGCCGUCAGUAACCAUGUCUUCCAUCUGCGCCCCUCCGUCCACCAGACGCUCAUGUGGAGAUCUGAUCUGGAGCUGCAGUUUAAGUGCUAUCAUCACGAGGACCGACAAAUGAACACCAAUUGGCCCGCAUCCGUCCAAGUCAGUGUCAACGCCACCCCCCUCACUAUUGAGAGAGGCGACAAUAAGACAUCCCACAAACCCCUGCACCUAAAGCAUGUGUGUCAGCCAGGGAGAAACACCAUCCAGAUUACGGUCACAGCCUGCUGUUGUUCGCACUUGUUCGUGCUGCAGCUGGUCCACAGGCCGUCGGUGAGAUCGGUCCUGCAGGGGCUCCUGAAGAAGAGGCUCCUUCCUGCCGAACACUGCAUUACCAAAAUUAAAAGAAACUUCAGUAGUGUAGCAGCGUCCUCUGGGAAUGCCACACUAAAUGGAGAGGAUGGAGUAGAGCAGACAGCCAUCAAAGUGUCCCUCAAGUGUCCAAUCACAUUCCGACGGAUCCAGCUCCCUGCUAGGGGACAUGACUGUAAACAUGUGCAGUGCUUUGAUUUGGAGUCCUAUCUGCAGCUGAACUGUGAGCGAGGAACGUGGAGAUGUCCUGUAUGCAAUAAAACAGCAUUAUUGGAAGGGCUAGAGGUGGAUCAGUACAUGUGGGGAAUUCUCAAUGCAAUUCAAAAUUCGGAGUUUGAAGAGGUCACCAUCGAUCCUACGUGUAGUUGGAGGCCGGUGGCCAUAAAGUCAGACAUUCAUAUAAAGGAGGACCCAGAUGGCCCUCUGGCCAAGCGUUUUAAAACCAUGAGUCCCAGUCAAAUGAUCAUGCCUAAUGUGAUGGAUAUGAUCGCCCAGCUGGGUCCCGGCCCUUCACCCUACACCCCCCUCCCCCCUCAGCAUGGAGGAAACAAUGGCGAAUAUGGGGGCCAAGGUAGAGGCAAUAGUUACCAGGGCCAUGGAAACUUUGACUUCUCCCACAGUAACUCUGGUGGCGGAGCUCCCAUGAAUGACUUCAUGCAUGGACCCCAGCUCUCACAUCCACCAGACGUGCCCAACAGCCUCAUGGCCCCUGACAAGCCUCUCGCCCACGGCAUGCCCGACUCGAUGCCCCAUCCCGUGAGCGCUGAUCAAUCCCAUGCUUCCAUGCAGCCAGGCAUGCACGCAUCCCCCCACCCCAACAGCCAAUCAGCUCAGCCAUUGCAUCACAGCGGCCCCCCAUCCUCCCAGCCCCCACGCCAGCCCCCGCCCCCACAGCAGCCAGGCCAAAACAGUCACCCACAUGCCGACAUGACCUUCAACCCUGCCGCUGAUGGGCAGGCAGGUGGCCAGGGACCUGCAGACAUGCCCGAGCCUUCUCUGGAUCUUCUGCCAGAACUGGCAAACCCAGACGAGUUGUUGUCAUACUUAGACCCUCCGGACCUCCCAAGCAGCAGCAAUGACGAUCUGCUUUCCCUCUUUGAGAACAACUGACUUCCUUCAUUCGGCCUUUUGGAGAGGCCCUAAUUUGUUUGGCUGUCAGGAAUCAAGAGGCACCUGAAGACUGACUCUGUACUUUACAAACAGGAAACAGCCAUCCUUUUGCCUCUUCCUCGUGUAAAUAUAUCACUCUUUUACAAGCAACCUUUUCCACACAUAUAUGGCAGCCAUGUUGGUUGGCACUAAAGUGAUAUCUUUCAAUACUAAUGGAAAUACAUGUGCAGCUAUAAUCAGUUCAUAUGAAUAUGUCACACAGAACUGUGUGUGUGCUCACUAGGAAAGUAUUGUAGCAUUUUUAAUUCAGAUUUUUUUCCUUUUGUGAAAAGAAGACCUGAAUAGAAAAAAAAUAUAUAUAUAUAUUUCUUCCUGUACCGGCCUCUGUGUGUCCGCAAUCUCUUGAAGGUUUGUUCUUCCAAAGUUCUACCACCACGGCUUCCCAAAUCCUAGCCAGCUGGAUGUCCACACUGUUUGUUUGUCCAUCUCCCUCGAAAAAGCACAAGAGAAUGCGUCAAACUGCACCUGGAAGCCUGUAAAGGAGACAACAAAAGGGAAGAAAGCUUAUCUCGCAAUCACCAGAAUGAUCUAACCCUCCCAUCCCAGAGACUAACGAUGGGAGUUUUGCAAAAGUCCUCCAAACUCUCACGCCACAGGACACAAGAAUGUGUUCUGUUCUGGUACACCAUGCAGCUUUGCACCUCAUUUUGUAAUGUGAUUCAUAUGUCCAGCACCUUCAGACAUAUGCAUCAUGUUCUAAACAAAUGCUUGAGGGCAUCACGGCAUGCAUUCUUUACCUAAUAGCAAACAUUUCAGCACUGUACCCAUAUCAUUGUGCAUCUUCCGACAGACUGUUCCUCCUCCCGUAAAAAGUCCUGUGGAUUUUCCACACUAGCGGUCACAGUGCAAGAAGAAAGCAAUUCACAUUUCAAAGGGUAGUCAGUCGUGUGUCAUCUGUCUUCUCUGUGAGUUCUCUUCAUGCAUGAGGCUUGGUCGUCUUAGGUCCUCGAUGUUUGUACCCCUCUUCUGACAAACUGCAUACAAUGUUGAAACAUUCACUGUUGCCAAUCGCCCCUUAUUUUAGUGAUAGACUGAUUAAUUUUCUCCAAACAUUUUUUUCUGUUCUGUUUUUAUUCAGCCUUUUAUUCAUGAACUGUCAUGUUAAAGUUUUAUUUCAUAAUGCACAAUAUAUUGUUCAUAUAAUGGUAAUUUUUUUUGCUGUUGUUACAAUUUUGUAAAAAUGUACAAAAAUAUGUACAUUUAUCACAAGAUGUCCAUGGAAUACCAAAGUUAUGCACCCUGAUUUGAAAAGGUGUCCCAAACCUAUUUUGACAAGCCCAUUUUCAAAUUUUUACCCAUAGAAUUUGAUCUAAUGUGUAAUUUGUCCCACUUUUAUCAUUUUGUUUACAUGUAAAAUCAUAGUUAUUAUACAACAAACAAUGAAGAAAGUGUUUUUAGAAUAUGUUCUAUAUUUAUAGAUUUUACUUUUUAAUUCAAUUAUAUAAUUAAGAUAUAUAUUAUCUCGAUACCCAUAAAUGCAUUAGCCAGUGCAUAAAAUUAUUAAAGCAACUGUACAUUUCAGUAAAACUUUUAUAACAGCAGCUCAGUGAAGGCUAACAAUGUCCAUGUAUACAAGAUGGAUUUUUAAAAUGAUUUUUUUGUUGUUGUUUUUAAAUUAAAACAGCCCACUCAAAUAAUUGUCAGUAUUUAUGAUAUUUGUAAUAAUGACAUUUCCAUGAUACUGAUGUUACUCAAAGACUGUUGAAGAAGGCUGGCAUCUGAACUGUUUGGGAUGUGUUUUGUUGAUGAAACACCACCAUUUUUGAAACAUGUUUCCAUUUUAAGUUAUUUUUUUAUGAAUUGCAAUAUUAGGUUUUUUUCUGUUCUUCUUGGUGUAGAAUUAUGUACAAAAAUGAUGUUUGUCGUUGACAAUUGAAAUACUAAGAACUCCAACAGGAAAAUGUGGGUUCAAGUUCUAUAGCGUUUGUCUGUAGUUCACUUGUAUAUCCUUUUUCAAAGAUGCACUGCCACAUAUUCGUUCCCACUUUGUAGACACAAAUAGGCAUAAACUGAACUUUAAGACUCCUAAAGUUGUCGGCUCGGAGCUGUCACAUACUAUCGAUGUACAGUCGUUGAAGAGACAGUGGCCGCUGAGGCAGGAACAGAAGGGGUUGAAUGAAUUAGACUGUGUGUUCACUACUCAGCCACAGGUGAGGGUUCAGAGAGAGUCGAAGGAAAAAGGGGGGAAGGGGCACAUUAGGGAUGCAUGUACAUAUGUAAAUGAUAAAUAGAGACACGUUAACAGAAAUGUAUUCAUUUUCCCCAGGGGAAUGUGCAUUGUGUAUUUAGAAUUUGUAAAGCUUGCAUCCUCCCAUCAGAAUCUAAAUUGGGUAAAAUGAAUCUGUGUUUGUUAGCGUCUGUGGAACCUCUAAGCAUUUGUUCACUUUUGUAAAAUAUUCAUCCCACAUGACUGAGGAAUCUGGGAAGGGGAUAAAAAGAGACACAUUUGUUUUACAUUUGUGUAAUAUUUAGCUUAUGUGUAUUGCUCCAUUUCUUGUGUACUUAAUAAGGUGCUACAGAAGAUAAUGAAGAAAAUCCUGGGGAAAUAAUUUGGACAAUAGGGAUAUGGGGCCAGGAGCGGUUCCAAAAGAUUGUAACCAAAAUCCAGAGUUUGUACAAUUUUGAUAUCAUGAUCAGGAAAAUUAAAAACAAAAAUGAGGUACAAUCUAAAGUGAUUGGCACCAAAUGUUGCAGUUGUCUUUGCUUGUACAUUCUGUUGUACAAUCAUUUCAUAUUUUAAACUGGUCAGAGGAAAAAACAACAAAAAACUAAUUGUGAUUUUUAGUCUUGCAAAACUGUAUGUAGUUAGAUGCUGUGACAUCCUAAUAUUUAUCUAAUAAAUAUGUAUUCAGAUGAAACAA